AUGGUGUGGAGCAUAUAUGGUUUUGAGCCCAAGUCUACAUGCCCUCUUGUACCAAUUAUGAAACCUUUGCAUAAAAGGAGGACAAUCUGCCGCAACAUUCAAGGCAGCACUGAUCGGGCCAUCGAAGCUGGGGCCAGUGGAGUAUGCUCUCAUGAUCGGGUCAGUGGUGGAGCAAGUGGUGAUACCAGGGCCUGUGGUGAUGGCUCUCAUGGUGGUGGUGAUACCGGAGCCUAUGGUGAUGGUUCUCGUGGUGGUGGUGACACUGGGGCCUAUGGGGACGGCUCUCAUGGUGGUGGUGAUACCGAGGCCUAUGGGGAUGGCUCUAGUGCUGGCGGUGAUGGCAGAGCUAGCUCUCGUGUUGAUGUUCGAGGUGGUGGUGAUGUUCGAGGUAUUUCUCCUAGUGGUGGUGAUGGCUCUCGUGAUACUGGAGCCGCUGGUGAUGGCGGAGCCUGA
This is a messenger RNA of Panicum virgatum (switchgrass), 453 nucleotides long. RefSeq names its product keratin, type I cytoskeletal 9-like. NCBI's taxonomy places the organism in Eukaryota, Viridiplantae, Streptophyta, Magnoliopsida, Poales, Poaceae. The record is from RefSeq and is a predicted model, not a curated record. The coding region runs from base 1 to 453 and encodes 150 amino acids. The transcript has 2 exons.